Messenger RNA from Acanthosepion pharaonis, 2013 nucleotides. Lineage: Eukaryota; Metazoa; Mollusca; Cephalopoda; Sepiida; Sepiidae. The record is from the annotation of a GenBank genome assembly.
AUGCUUUCGAUUCUCUGUUGUGUAUGUGUUUCAGACAAGGCAAAACCAAUAAUCUAUCUAUCUAUCUAUCUAUCUAUCUAUCUAUCUAUCUAUCUAUCUAUCUAUCUCAUUCUACUGGUAUCUAUCUAUCUAUCUAUCUAUCUAUCUAUCUAUCUCAUUCUACUGGUAUCUAUCUAUCUAUCUAUCUAUCUAUCUAUCUAUCUAUCUAUCUAUCUAUCUCAUUUUGUUCAAAUCUAUCUAUCUAUCUAUCUAUCUAUCUCAUUUUGUUCAAAUCUAUCAGGUCUGUUCAAAUCUAUCUAUCUAUCUCAGUUUGUUAAAAUCUAUCAGGUCUGUUCAAAUCUAUCUAUCUAUCUACCUAUCUAUCUAUCUCAUUCUACUGGUAUCUAUCUAUCUAUCUAUCUAUCUAUCUAUCUAUCUAUCUAUCUCAGUUUGUUCAAAUCUAUCAGGUCUGUUCAAAUCUAUCUAUCUAUCUAUCUAUCUAUCUAUCUAUCUAUCUAUCUAUCUAUCUAUCUCAUUCUACUGUUAACUAUCUAUCUAUCCAUCUAUCUAUCUAUCUAUCUAUCUAUCUAUCUAUCUAUCUCAUUUUGUUCAAAUCUAUCAGGUCUGUUCAGAUCUAUCUAUCUAUCUAUCUAUCUAUCUAUCUAUCUAUCUAUCUAUCUCAUUCUACUGGUAUCUAUCUAUCUAUCUAUCUAUUUAUCUAUCUAUCUCAUUUUGUUCAAAUCUAUCAAGUCUGUUCAGAUCUAUCUAUCUAUCUAUCUAUCUCAGUUUGUUCAAAUCUAUCAGGUCUGUUCAGAUCUAUCUAUCUAUCUAUCUAUCUAUCUAUCUAUCUAUCUAUCUAUCUAUCUAUCUAUCUAUCUAUCUAUCUAUCUCAUUCUACUGGUAUCUAUCUAUCUAUCUAUUUAUCUAUCUAUCUCAUUUUGUUCAAAUCUAUCAAGUCUGUUCAGAUCUAUCUAUCUAUCUAUCUAUCUAUCUCAGUUUGUUCAAAUCUAUCAGGUCUGUUCAAAUCUAUCUAUCUAUCUAUCUAUCUAUCUAUCUAUCUAUCUAUCUAUCUAUCUAUCUAUCUAUCUAUCUAUCUAUCUAUCUCAGUCUGUUCAGAUCUAUCAUAUCUAUAACAUGUAUAUUCCUUCUUCUUUCCUAGCACAUCUUACUUUAAUGUUAAUAUUCUUUCUUUCUUUCUUUCUUUCUUUCUUUCUUUCUUUCUUUCUUUCUUUCUUUCUUUCUUUCUUACCUUCUUUCGCACAGUAUAACAUCUCUUGCGCUUUCUAUCUUUCUUUCUUUCUUUCUUUCUUCCUUUCUUUCCUUCUUUCUUUCUUUCUUUCCUUCUUUCUUUCUUUCUUUCUUUCUUUCUUUCUGAUUCACUUUCUUACCUUCUUUAGCAGUAUAACAUCUCUUGCGCUUUCUAUCUUUCAUUCUUUCUUUCUUUCCUUCUUUCUUUCUUUCUUUCUUUCUUUCUUUCUUUCCUUCUUUCUUUCUUUCUUUCUAUAUUUCUUUCUUUCUUUCUUUCUUUUUUCUGUGAUUCUUCAGAAUGUUUUUUGCUCGUUCCGCCCCACUCUCUCUUUAUCUCAAUAUUCUUCACUUUUUUCUUUCUCCUUACUUGAUAUUCCUUUCAACGUUCCCUCUUAUUUUUUUUUAUUCCGUUAUUUUCUUUUUCCUUUCUUUUGCUUGAAUCUUCCUUACACAUCUUUUAUAUUAUUUGUUUUCCUCCUCAGCGUUUCAUUCAUGCUCAUUCUUUCUGUCGUUUCUUUCUGUCGUUUCUUUCUUUCUUUCUUUCUUUCUUUCUUUCGUUUAUUUCUCAAUUUUCUUCCCACUUUCUUUUUUUAUUUCUCUGUUUUUUCUCUCCUUUUUUCAUAUUCUUUCUUUCUUUUUCUGUUUGUCUCUCUUCUCUUUCUUUAUAUUCUUUCUUUCCGUUUUUCAGCCUCUUCUCAUUUCUUAAUUUUUCAUUCUCCUCUUUCUUCACAAUAUCUAUUUUUCUUUCUUUCAUCAUUCCUCCACCUUCAUCUAAUUUUCUGCUAA